UUACGUCUUAACGCAUGUGUCAUGGCUGUGAGGCCUUUUUCAAUUCUUAGGGUGGCUGCUUGUCACACGGGUGACCUUGGACAAGUCUUUUCUGUUCUGCCCAAGUUUCACCUUUAGCUAAGGGAGAUCAGGCUAUCAGCUCCUUUGUGUGCUGUGCUGGAAGUCCAGUAUCAGCAGGAACUGUUCAAAGAGGAAUGGUUGGGUGCCCAGUGGUGGGAGGAGGAUUGGGGAAAUUGGUAGGAGGGGAUUUCUGAUUGACAGUAUUUGGGUGGUACAAGAGAGAGAAGGCCUUACUAGAGUGAUACCUGGGAUGAUUAUCAUGGCAGCUUUGAGGGUCAAUUAGCUGAUACAACAACCACAGUCUUUUAGGAUAUAUUCUAAGCCACAAGUAUUUCAAGUUAGUGUAGGUGAGGAAUUUUUGCCUCUGUCAGCAUUGCCUGCAUGGUCUGUCAUGGUUUAAGAGCAUGUGCUUUUGCUUUUCACUGUUUAGGUGCGUGCUCUCUGUUUCCCAGUGGUGGGGAGUGCUCUGACCUGCCCGGUUUUGCUUUGCAGACAGUGUUACCUUUUAAGGACACUGUGCAGGAAACCAUGGCAGGGGGAGGCUGUGGGGAAAUGCUGCUUCUGUCCUGUGGCUCCCUUUGGGGCUGAGGUUUGUUAAUAACGUUAGCUCUGUAAUCGGAUGUCAGUAGAAGGAGGAGGAAUUGUCAUGAUUAAUUAAUUAGAGGUCCUGAGAAAAGCAUGAGCUUUCUCAGGAGUCUUAGAUGCUAUUUUGGGAGAUGACACCAUGUGGCAAUGGCUCCCUAAAAAUUCUCCUAUGGAAGAGUCCGAUGUUUGUGAAUUUUUCUCAGGCAGCCACAAGAGGUUGCUAAAGAAGGGCUUUUUCCGGCUUUAAGGAUUGUUGAGUCCUGUCCUGGAUACGGACAUGCACAGUGUAUAGAACAAUCACUUCUCUAAGACUAAGACUCAAAUCAGGCUUUUUUUUCCAUUCCAAACUCAGAGCCAACUGAUUUAAGGAGGAGGUGCUGCUGCAUCCCUGCAGAACCUCAGCUGUAAUGGAGCCAAACUGGUAGGAGGUGCUUAAGAGAUGGUGUGAUACUGUGAUCUUGGCUUCUUAUGCAUCUCCUGUGGGCCUUCUCAAGUCUGUUGGCGCUACUGCUGCCUUGCCUUGAGGAUCAGGGACACAGUGUACCUGUUCAAUACCUACAGUUGUUCUGUUGAUAUUGAGCCACUCUAAAUGGUGCCUUGUUUGCUUUCCUAUGUCUGGAGCCUAGAAAAUGAAGCUAAAGGAAAUCGAGCGAACAGCUGUCCAGGCGUGGAGUCCAGCAAACCACCACCCCAUUUAUCUAGCAACAGGAACAUCUGCCCAACAACUGGAUGCAUCCUUCAGUACAAAUGCCACCUUGGAGAUAUUCGAGGUUGACUUCAGGGAUCCUUCCCUGGAUAUGAAGCAGAAAGGAACGCUUCCUGCCUCAAACAGGUUUCAUAAGCUGAUCUGGGGUAACUUUGGAAAUGGGUCCCCAGAGUCCUCCGGAGUGAUCAUUGGUGGAGGGGAUAAUGGUGUACUGACAAUGUACAGUGUGCACCACAUCUUGGCUUCAAAGAGUGAGCCUGUAAUUGGGCAGAUGGAGAAGCAUUCAGGUCCUGUUCGAGCUCUUGACUUCAACCCUUUCCAGAGUAACCUCUUGGCUUCUGGAGCCAACGAUUCUGAAAUUUUCAUCUGGGACUUGAAUAACUUCAGUGUGCCUAUGACUCCAGGGGCUAAAUCACAGCCCCAUGAAGAUGUCAGUGUGGUGUCCUGGAAUCGGCAGGUGCAGCAUAUCCUGUCCUCCGCUCACCCCAGCGGCAAGGCUGUGGUUUGGGACCUCAGGAAGAAUGAGCCUAUCAUCAAAGUCAGUGACCACAGCAACAGAAUGCAUUGCUCAGGAAUGGCCUGGCAUCCAGAAGUUGCAACCCAGCUAGUCCUUUCCUCCGAGGAUGACCGCUUGCCAGUGAUACAAAUAUGGGACUUACGUUUUGCUACCUCUCCUUUGAGCCAGCUGGAAGGGCACAUGAGGGGAGUUCUCUCCAUCUCUUGGUGCCAGGCUGACCCUGAACUGCUGUUGAGUAGCGCCAAAGACAACCGGAUCUUGUGCUGGAACCCAAGUGUGGGGGAGGUGGUUUACGAGUUGCCCAUUCGGAGUCAAUGGUGCUUUGACGUCCAGUGGUGUCCUAGGAAUCCUUCAGUCUUCUCUGCUGCCACUUUCGAUGGGUGGAUCAACAUUUAUUCUGUUAUGGGUGGGAACUUAGAAGCUCAGCAGAGGACGCAGGCUGACAAGAUCUCUUCAUCCUUCAACAACCUGGAUCCCUUUGGCACAGGACAGAUCCUUCCUCCUCUGCAGGUGCCAGAGCAAGUAGCUCAGACCACCUUGAUUCCACCAUUAAAAAAGCCACCCAAGUGGAUUCGCAGACCUGUGGGGGUUUCAUUUGCAUUUGGAGGAAAACUUAUUUCCUUUGGUCUUGCCAAAGCUCCUGGACAGCAAAUGCAGCAGACAUACCCACACCAAGUAUUCAUCAGUCAAGUCACUACUGAAACUGAAUUUCUGCUCCGAUCUAGAGAACUGCAGAUGGCCUUGCAGUCAGGGAACCUCCUUGAUUACUGCCAGGGCAAGAUCCAGACAGCCAAGUUGCCAUUUGAUGAGAACCUUUGGAACUUCUUGAAGGUGAACCUGGAGCAGGAGUCCAGGACUAAACUCCUCAAGCUGCUGGGCUACAGUAAAGACAAUCUGCAAAAAAAGAUCACCUCAUGUUUGAGUGAUGGGAUCUCAGAUAAACAGCCCCUUCCUGAGGCAGAUGAGACAAAUGCUGCACAGCCAGAUCAGCUUUUGAUAAAUUCCAGUGAUGAUGUAGCUGCUGUUUCCUCCUCUUCAGCCUUUUUCGACAACCUCAUCCCACAGAAUAUGAGCACAUUGGAGAUUCCUGUCACAGAAGAUACGGAUGGACUCAUCAGCCAAGCCCUUUUGUUGGGGAAUUUUGAGGGUGCAGUGGAGCUGUGCAUGCGGGCAGAGCGCUUUGCUGAUGCCAUCAUCUUAGCUAUAGCUGGUGGGGAGAACCUCCUGAAGGAGACCCAGAAGCGCUACUUUGCCAAGUGUAAGACAAAACUCUCCCUGCUGCUUUCCUCCAUUGUGCAACAGAACUGGCAAGAUAUUGUUUGCACUUGCGAUCUACAGAGCUGGAAGGAGGCACUGGCCAUCUUGUUAACAUACUCAAAGCAUGAGGACUAUACCCAGCUCUGUGAUAUGCUGGGUGCCCGCCUAGAGUCAGAGGGAGAUGCAGCCCUGUCCAGUGAUGCCUGCCUCUGCUAUAUCUCAUCAGGCAAUGUGGAGAGGUUGGUGGAAUGCUGGGUAAAAAACCAUGAGACUUCAUCAGCCCUUGCCCUGCAGGAUCUGAUAGAGAAGGUGAUGGUGCUGAGCAGGUCCAUUGAGAUGCUCCGAGGCACAGCAGGACAAGCACCAGGCCCUGUCUUGGCAGAACGAAUCACCCAAUAUGCCAGUCUCCUGGCAUCACAAGGAUGCUUGGCAGCCGCAAUGAAUUACCUACCCAGCAGCUCUAAAGAGCUCCUGAUUGAACAGCUCCGAGACCGGCUUUUCCAUGCUCAAGGAGAGAAUGUGGGUGAUGAGCAGCCACCCCCUUUUCCCUACACUCGUGUCAAUGUAGGUGUCAUUAAACACACAUCUCCAGCAGCCAAGGGUGGUUCUGGCCCUGAAGGAGCAGUCCACAAAACAGGUCCUAGACAUCCGGAGAAGCCCAACUAUCAGUCAUCAUUUGCCCCUUCAGCACCUUCUCAGCCUUCAGUGCCUUCCCUCUUCACACCUCAGCCAGUGCCAGCGAUGUCUAUGACACCUCACCACAUUGCCCCUCCCCAGGCCAGCACAGGUCCACAAACAAGUGUCUAUUCCAGAGGGCCACCAUACCCACAGUACAACUUGGGCUUGGUUCCAGCAACAGUUUCAGGGCCAGCUGUGUCACAGUCUCAGCCAUUCGGACCAGUGGGAGUCAGACCUGUCGGUCCUGCUCCCUUCCCCAGCCAGCCUUCUCUGCCAGGACAGUCCAUGCCCAUGACAUCUCCUGGUGUUCCACCACCCGGACCCACCCUGUUCACUCCAGCCUCAGUCCCAUCAUCUCAGCUUCCUGCAGCUUGUCCUCUCCCUGUGGCAAGCCAGUCUCCUCUAGGUUUCUCUUCAGCACCUUUCAACUGCCCCAUGAACAUGGGUUACCCUCAGGGAGGUCCUGGAGCUCCAUCUACUAAGCCUCUGCCAGCAGCCAGCGUUCCUCCUCCUCCCACAGCUCAGGAAUCUUGGACUGAUGCCUCUGCUGUAAGAGGAGGCCUUCAAAAAAAAAAGUUGCCUGAGAAAUUUACUCCUCCAGCCCCCAUCACAGCUCCAGUAAUGAGCCUGCCCGCUGAGCCCCAAAGGAUCCAUCCUCAGAUGUCCAGGUUGCAAGAAUCUGGCCAGUCACCCCCAGGAGCACCCAAGGAAGGCAGCCUGCAGUAUCACCAGCUACCUGUGGAGAGGGUUGAGAGGAAGGAGGUGCCCCCUGAGCACCAGGCUCUGAAGGUCACAUUUGAAGGGUUGGUGCAACGCUGCUCUGCUGUCGCCACUGAUCCAAAAACCCGAAGGAAGCUGGAGGAUGCAUUGCAGCGGCUGGAGUGUUUGUAUGAGAAGCUCCGCGAGCAGGCACUCUCUCCAGCCAUCCUCAUGGGUCUUCAUGAAAUUGCCCGCUGCAUUGAGGCUAGGAACUACCAACAGGGUCUCUUGGUUCACACCCAAGUGGUGAGCAGCAGCAGUUUCAGUGAGGUGUCUGGUUUCAUGCCCAUCCUGAAAGUCCUCAUGACCAUUGCUGGCAAGCUGAAUGUGUAAAAUGUGGAGCAGCUGGAACAGUGUACACUGAGAGCUGAUGGACUCCCUCACCUGUUGAUGUGCUGCAGGUUGUGGACUCUCCUUCCGACUCUGGAGAAAUAAAUCUGUGCCAGUGCCUGGAACUGUGCUGGGCCAGCACGCCUGGCCCCAUCCACUCUCCAGACAGCCCACUGGUGCCUGGGACUCCUGGAGACUGUUCUUUCUCUCUCUUCUUUCUUAACUAGUCUGAGGCUGCUUCCCAGCCCAGAGAUGUCAAUUUCAGGCUGUCCAGGUUGCACGGAGAUCCUCCCUCUUCCCUGUAUCCCCAGCACAAAGGGGAAACUCCUUCCUUCCCAGGCUGACUUUGCUUUUUUUUUUUUUUCAGUGUAAAUUGCUUGAGUGAUAGCUGGGCUCCCUUGGGACCUAAGCUGGGGUGUCCCUGCUGUAUUGGGCUGCAGUGAGGAUCUCUCCUCUGGUUCUUUCUUUCUUUUCACUC
Messenger RNA from Haliaeetus leucocephalus (bald eagle), 5370 nucleotides. It is a transcript of the gene SEC31B, whose product is annotated as SEC31 homolog B (S. cerevisiae). NCBI's taxonomy places the organism in Eukaryota, Metazoa, Chordata, Aves, Accipitriformes, Accipitridae. The record is from RefSeq and is a predicted model, not a curated record. Gene Ontology annotation, biological process: endoplasmic reticulum organization; intracellular protein transport; COPII-coated vesicle cargo loading. Gene Ontology annotation, cellular component: endoplasmic reticulum exit site; COPII vesicle coat. The coding region runs from base 1275 to 4895 and encodes 1206 amino acids. Gene Ontology annotation, molecular function: structural molecule activity; protein binding. The transcript has 26 exons.